Clarias gariepinus (North African catfish) is the source of this 5766-nucleotide messenger RNA. RefSeq names its product protein O-GlcNAcase. NCBI's taxonomy places the organism in Eukaryota, Metazoa, Chordata, Actinopteri, Siluriformes, Clariidae. Gene Ontology annotation, molecular function: beta-N-acetylglucosaminidase activity. The record is from RefSeq and is a predicted model, not a curated record. The transcript is spliced from 17 exons. Gene Ontology annotation, biological process: glycoprotein metabolic process. Bases 228 to 2582 code for a protein of 784 amino acids.
GCCGAGCAUCACCGUCUCAUCACCCAGUGUUUACUCACACCACAGUGGUCUAGUAAACCUGCGCGGCACCGAGAGCUUAAACCGAGCGUCCUGUGUGAGUGUGUGUGAGUGCAGUGUGAGUGUGAGUGUGUGUGAGCGGAGCGGGAGGAUGGAGAGAUGAGGCGGUGUGAGAGCGGCGCUGUCUGCUGAUUACACUCUCCUUUCCGAGCAUCUGAUCCCAGCGAGAGAUGGAGGGGAAGGAGGAGUUUUUGUGCGGGGUUGUGGAAGGUUUCUAUGGGCGGCCCUGGUCCAUGGAGCAAAGAAAAGUGCUGUUUCAGUGGAUGCAAAGAUGGGGUUUGAACACAUAUCUCUAUGGUCCUAAAGAUGAUCUGAAACAUCGUUUGCUGUGGAGAGAGGUAUACUCCACUGAGGAGGAAGCUCAACUGAAAGAACUGGUGCAUGAAGCGGAGUCGCGAGGGCUGAAGUUUGUAUACGCUCUCUCCCCUGGUCAGGACAUCGUCUUCUCUAGUGCCUCUGACCUCACACUGCUCAAGCGUAAACUUCGACAGGUGGCAGAACUGGGCUGCCAGGCUUUUGCCAUUCUCUUUGACGACAUCGAUCACUCCAUGUGUCAGGCCGAUACUGAAGCUUUCUCCUCAUUCGCUCAUGCUCAGGUGUCUGUGACCAAUGAGAUCUUCCGUUUCCUGGGGGAGCCGUCUGUCUUCCUGUUCUGCCCCACCGAGUACUGCGGCUCACUCUGCUCUCCCAGUGUGUCCAAGUCUCCAUACCUACUAACAGUAGGUGAAGAUCUGUUGCCUGGCAUUUCAGUCAUCUGGACUGGAAGCAAGGUGAUCUCUCGAGAGCUGGGUGCUGAUUCACUGAAGGAGGUGCAGUCAGUGUUACAGCGCCCUCCUCUGGUGUGGGACAAUCUGCACGCCAACGAUUACGAUUCACGUCGUGUCUUCCUGGGGCCUUUUAAGGGUCGUCCCCCUGGCCUCCAAGCUCAUCUCAGGGGUCUGCUGCUGAAUCCGAACUGUGAAUUCGAAGCAAACUACAUCCCUCUGCAUACCCUUGGGACAUGGCACAAAGCAGGAAAGGAGAAGAGAGAAGGUAAAGGGCAUCAGUACUGUCCUGAGCGAGCGCUUUCUGCUGCUCUGAAAGACUGGAUGACUGAGUUGAACCAACCUCUACAGCCUGGACGCCAGAACAGGCCUACAGAGCACAAACCGUCUGCACUCCCCUCCAAACCUAAAUCUCCGGAAAGCUUAGACAAUCUGCAUGGAGCCAAGUCUAAAUCUCCAUCUGCUGCUGGGGCUUUGCUUCCUUCUCCCACCUCAGUGGUCAAGGUCUCAGCUGAGACUGAUUUCGAGGAACGGGUCCCUGAAGACCAAGGCUGGGAAAAGGCCUCAGGAAGGUGCCCAUGUGCUGGGAAAUCUCCACUCAGCGAGGCCCAAGUGCGACUGCUGGUGGGACUGCACUACCUUCCACAUGAGCAUGGUCCACCUGCCCAGAGCCUGCUGCAGGCACUUACCUGGCUCAAAAGCCACUGCCAUUAUGUCAGUGUCAACGGCAGCAGCAAGAAGAUGCAGCCACAGAAGAUGGAGGAGUGGCGGGUGCGAGCAGGCCAGUUUCUGGUUGCAUGUGAUGAGAUUGCGGUUCUGCAUGGCAGCGUGGUGAACAGUGUGAACAGAGCUGUACUCUAUGACCUUUAUCCAUAUGUCUGGGACUUGAGAAACACACUGCUUGUAGCCAAAGCCUUUAUCAGCUGGCUGGAGGGUCGGGUGAUAAGUGAAAGUUCUUCACUGGGCUCCUGGAAGAACUGUUUUCAUUGGUGUGGUGCCUCAUCAGGGGCGGAGCUUCUUGGCAUGGAGGCGGAGCCCUGGGUGUUUAAAGGAGGGCUGUCAGGGGAAGUGCAGAUGCUUCUUCCUGUAGGCACUAGCAGUGAGUUGUUCAGCCACCCCCCUCCUCUGUUUCCCACCUCUCGCCUGUACAACAUACGGCCCUUCCAGCACAAAGACAAGAUGGAGCUAUACCGCAUGGUGCGUCAACUUUAUCAGAAAACCAGAGGUGCUCAGGAUGUAACUGUGCUUCAUCCAGAUUUCAUGGGUGACAGGUAUUUGGGUGCAUCUUUGGCCCUGUGCCCAGAGUAUAGCUUCGUUCUGGAGGAUGAGCUGGGUGUGUGUGGGUGUGUUGCUGGAAUUCUGGAUGUAAGGUCAUUUGUCAAGAGGUGCCAGGCAAGCUGGCUGCCCGCUAUGAGAGACAAAUACCCCACACGUACACAUGUUGCUAAUGGACACACUGCCCAGAAGGAGGCGCUGCUGAGUUUGCAUGAAGAGCAGGAUUACCCUGACUCCCUGCUCUACCACUUCCCGUCUCAGCUCCGCCUUGAGGCGCUGCCUGAACUGGUCGACUGCAGUGUCAGCAGAAGCCUUCUCACAGCCCUGCUCACAGCACUCAAAGCUAAUGGUUCACAGGGAGUGUUUUGUGAGGUGCAGCCCACAGACCGCCUAAGGCUGGAGUUCCUCACUAAGCUGGGCUUUCUGGAGAUUGUAAGGGGAGAGGCUCGCUCCACAGAGGGACUCAUCCUGGGCAGGCUGCUCUAGAGCCUUAAUCCGCACUCGAACAAUCAUUUAUUAUAUAAUUGGACUUUUUGGGCAAUUCAUGUUUAACAGCUCCGCAGUUUAAAGUAAAGGUGUCAAGAACAUAUCCUGAAUUCUAAUAUAUAUAAACAGGUCUUCUUCGACUUCCCCUUUUGUCUCAUUUAGAUAUAAUCCUCACUACCAAUAUAAUACUGCAUUCGUUCAAGAGAACAUUGUUAAAUGCAUCUUUGUAGAGAGCAGAAAUUGAACAAAAUAUUGUACAUUGCAGUUUACCAAAUAGCAAUAAAACAAUUAUAUAUUUCAAUGAUAUGUAUAACAUUUACUCUAUUUAAAUUUGAUUUAAAUGUAGCCGCUACUUCAUCUAUAGUUGACAGCUGAUAAAACUUUAUGACUGUACUCAGCUAGCUGUCUUGUAAACCUGCUCUCUACUCUGCUCUCUACUUCACCUUCUAUCACUCCUGCAAGUGGCCACUUGUGUUAUGUAGAUAGCACACACUUCUCUGUAACGGGGAAAUCGAUGAGGGCCUGUUUGAAGCAGGAUUUGAAUACAGGGCUCUUCUGGGGCUGAAAGCAUUUUUGCCCAAAACAUACUGUUGAAUAAAAGCCAACUGGCCAACAAGGCCUGGUUAGCAUGAUGCUAACUGCUCUGUACUAGCCUUUACAUGAUUAGCAUCAUAAGAUGAUGCACUCCUUAAAAGCGAUGAAUGAAACUUCUUCUUAAAUGAUUAGUACCUGUUAACAUCUUUACCAGAGCUCUUUGUUUAAAGCGUCGCCACAGCACUUAGCAAAAGAGUUCUCCAAAGAGGAUUUUAGCUUAAGGUCAGCUGUUGCAAGUAUGAGGUCUCUCAUUUUCUUGCUCAUUCCUGCCUACAGUCAGAGAGUUGUGCAGUGGUCUACAUCAUUUUUUCCUCAUAUGACCAAACAAGGUACAUUUUUUUUUAAGGCCUCUACUAAUGAGUAACACUGAAGAUGACAUGUGUCCUGUGGUGUAGUCCAGUCUAAUGUAGUCAUUUUACCAUGACUAGUCUCAUGAAUGAUAAGAUUAGUAGCAUUUCACUAUUUUGUAACUGUUUCGGCAUUUAGACAAGGUUUUAAUCAGAAUCUGUAUAAAAAUGAAAAACUAACCCAUCCAUGUUCUUCGUAGAGCAUUAAGUGAAAUGAAGCAAUCAUGUUGUGUUCCAUAUGUCUAGACAAUUGCACAGCUUUUGUCUGACAGCUUUUGUCUGACCCUGCCAGUGACGUCCACCUUUAAUUAUCUUUAUGUAAAACUGAUUGUAUUGUAUUUAGCAACUAUGGUGCUAAUUUGUUAGUUGGUGCCAUUGAUUUUAUUGAGUAGUUACUGUAGCAGCUUUCUGCUGUCACAGAGGAAUAUUGCUAGCAAAGUUAUAAGGGUGUUUAAAGGAAGAAAAUAUGUUUUUAAUCUUAAACGUAAGUGAUGAGAGUAAAAGUAAGUAAGAAUAUGUUUUUUUUUUUCAUUCACGAUUUUCCAGUGAUACUCAAUGUCAUCAAAGACAAAAUUCCAAAAAGGUGUAGUGGUGAGACCAAAUAUUGGACAUUGGAAAAGUUCCAGAAUGCAAUGUAGCUUCAUACAAACCCGUUACACUAAACGAGGUAAAAGAUUUAUGAGACAAUGAGUGUGAUGGCCUUGGUGGCUGUAUUAGCAUGAAAGUUAUAGCUUUAGAAGAUGAGCUGUUAAGGCAGGGCACUGAAGCACUGGCUAAAUCCUACUGGUACUUCUAUUAAACAGAUAAUGUAGGAAAAUUUUAGCCUAGGUGAAAAAGCCUAGACCGACAUGUCAAUAAAACGUAGUAAAAAUAAAGUUAAAAUAGUUAUAUAUAUGCCACUGAGGAUCACAUGUUAAUUAUUAUAGAUAAAUAUGCAACUGAUUCAGCAUGGUAUUUUUCUUUAAUACAAAAAUGUACUGCAUAAGUGGGUACAUUUUCAUUAGAAGUAAGCACACAUGAGCGCACUGGUGGAAGCAGACUGUGUGUACAGAUUGCAUAUGGCCUUGACUACACCACAGACCUGGUAGUAAACUCCCUCCUUCCCCGAUGGGAGGACUUAUUCUAUUUCUGUGCCUCUGCUUGUUCAGUAAACGUGACCUGGAAACUCAGGCUACACAUUUUUAUAUGCUAGGUCUGUUACUGUUUGGUAGGAACAAUAUCCUAGACCUGCACCAGUCCUUAAAAUUAGAGAAUGUUGGUUCACACUAAUCUUAUCUAAUGUGUAACCUGGUCUGUAAACCUGCUAAAAGAUUGUUAACGAAUAACUGCCAUAGAUCAUUAUAUCAUAGAUGAUCCAGCAUGGUUUCAUCCAGGACAUUUUUGUCUGUUUUUUUUUUUUUCUUUCUUUAAACACAUACUCUUUACAUGUCUUCUAGCUUUAGUGGUAAUAUUCUGUAGCUCGAUAUAAGUGACUGCAAGCUUCUGUAGUUACAUUAGGAUUGUAAAGCACAGUGAUGAGGCUACUGUGGAUGGCAUUUAAAGGAUAGCACUGUUCUCACUGUAUACACACACACACUGUAUACACACACAGCACAUGCACAUUUGCUUAGCACUUACUUCUUAUUCUAAAAACAAGUAGAUUCUCUUUGUUCUUUUAAAUACACUACACACACGUACACAUACACAGGGCUUGCACAAUAUGAAUAGUCUCGGCCUCCUUUUCUACAGGAAUUAGCAUGAAAACUUUUUAUAUCUCCCUUUUUCUUUAUCACUACCUACACACACACACGCACACAAUCACACACAUCAGUGUAUAAAUAUCUCUGUGAAGGAGAACUUUUAUCUCCCUCAACCCCCUUAACUGCAUGCACAGAUACACACCCACUCAUUAAAAUUACAUUACUUUACACUUUUUAUGUUUGGCAAAGUAAAUGAAAAGUCAUGGCAGUUGUUUUUUUUUUUUUUUCUUUUUUUUUUAGACACUGGGUAUUGUUUUCUUUGAUGUUUACCAUUAUCAUUCCAACUCAUUUAAAGACCAUUUUUAUUAUUUGCAUGUUUGUACUUUUAAGAUUGUGUUUUGGCUAACUUUUGCACUACUCUGGCUGGUUGAAAUAAAUUUGUUUAAUAAAAAAAAGCUCUCCGACUGGGCUACUAAUGAUAUUUAAUGUAGAGUAUUUAAUGUUGGAUGUUUUUAAAGACUGUGUUGGAUUUUAUUUUAUUUUUUUGUACUGGAAUGAAGUCUG